This is a messenger RNA of Ipomoea triloba (trilobed morning glory), 1799 nucleotides long. RefSeq names its product replication factor A protein 1-like. The transcript has 11 exons. Gene Ontology annotation, biological process: DNA replication; DNA recombination; DNA repair. NCBI's taxonomy places the organism in Eukaryota, Viridiplantae, Streptophyta, Magnoliopsida, Solanales, Convolvulaceae. Gene Ontology annotation, cellular component: nucleus. Bases 399 to 1799 code for a protein of 466 amino acids. The record is from RefSeq and is a predicted model, not a curated record. Gene Ontology annotation, molecular function: DNA binding.
CCAAGAUUAAGCGCCAUUUUCACGAAAAACCUGCAAUCCAAUUCUCCGUAAAUCACUUGGGAACUUCGGCGAAGGGUGAUCGAGCCCAUUGGAAAAGCCGAAAAGGAGAAAUCAUUUCAUUGGGAAUUACAUGGAAACUUCCGCGCAUUUUCGUACCGGAUUUCAGGCUUUGUGGGGCACACGUCUGUAAACAAAAUCAUUCCCUUUUCAUCGGAAAGGGAAUCGUUGCCGACGGUUCAACAUCCCAGGUAUGCAUUCACCGGGAAGGCCAAAACGUCCAUUAAAACGCAGACAUAUAUAUUACAGGUUAGUGAACCAUCACGAAUAAAUGCAAUAUACAAACGGCAAAUCAAAUCAAAUUCAAGGUGAUAUCCUAUUUGCAUUAGAACUUCAGGAACAUGGGGAUGUAUUGUCUGUUGAAUGAGUUGACGACGUUUAAGAGGAGGAGUGCUGUCAAGGUUCGAGUGGUUAGAUCCUACACUGUAACGGAAAGGAGGGGCUCAUCCGAGAUCAAGAGUAAAGAGCUGGUUCUGCACGACGAAGAGGCAACUGUAAUACAUGCCUGUAUACCAAAGGAUGUUCUACCAAAAUUCCCCGAAAGGUUUUUAGAAGGGAGUGUCUAUUGUUUCAAAAACUUUUAUGUUGUUGCAAAUUGGCAUACGUACAAGACUAGCAUGCACGAGUUCAUGCUGCAGUUCAAUCAUGAGACUAUCAUGAAAGAAUCUAGGUCUGAAAAUUUCCCUUACCACAUGUACAGACCCAUACCCUUCCAUACUUUGAAAAGUAAUCCAGCAAUAGAUGUCAAGCAAUUGAUUGAUGUAAUUGGCCGUAUUGUUGAAAUACGUGCUCCCCAAGAGAAAACAAUCUCUGGUCACAGUACUGUUCUAAUCGACUUUGUUCUGGAAGAUGCUAUGGGUAAUCGUUUGAACUGUACCUUUUGGGAUGACCAUGUAGCCAAACUGGAACCACUCUGCCGAUCUGCUUCGAAGGACCCUGUGGUUGUGUUGAUCCAAUUCUGUAGAAUCAAACUUGGUGGUAGAGAUGGUGAUGUGAAAAUAUCUUCUUCAUAUGAUGUUACUCAACUCCUAAUUGAUGUGGACUGCCCUGAGAUUCAGAACUUCAAAGAGAGUCUGUUGGACAUUGGUGAACAAACUCCAAUGCGCAGUAUAGGUUCAAUGACAAGCUUCAGUUUCACAAACAGCAUUGAAGAUUCAACCAGUAGGAAGAUGGAGUUGACUACCAUUUCUGAGAUCUAUGAGAAUGAAAUGCAUGGAGAAUUCUGGGUUGCUGCCAAGAUCAAUGGUAUUGAAAAAUCCAAUGAAUGGUGUUAUAGUUCAUGUCGAAAACUGGGAUGCAACAAGAAACUUAAAAUGUUAGAAGGUGAUCUCAAAUGUACAAAGUGUAACAUGACUUGGAAAAAUGGAGUUCUAAGGUAUAAACUUAGGCUUAGGGCUGUUGACAUGAAGGGUACUGCUGCCUUUAUUUUGUGGGAUAGAGAGUGCAUGGAACUAAUAGGAACAUCUGCCACUGACUUAUACGAGAGGAAUAAGAAUACUGCAGGUCCCAUAAAGGAAAUCACAGGAUUAGUUGGCAAGAUAAUGUUAUUUAGAAUUUCUGCAAAUACAGACCAAUUUAUCAAUCGGUCGUAUGCCUUUCCAGUUUUAAGGAUUAACAAUGACAGCAAGUUCGUUGAACAGUAUUGCAAGGAGCUGUUUGCUGCUCAUGACAAGGAAGUUAACUCUACGGUACAAUUAAGUGAUGGUGACGAUGAAUUCCUACAGCUAUUAUCAUUGUAUUAA